AAUAAUCUCAAAGGAGAGAAAUACAGCUCCACUGAGAUGACCGACUCCAAAUGUUCAUCUUUAAUGGCUGAGAUGUCACGUAACCACAGACAUUUAUGAUGAUGCCCUACCCAUGAAAUUUUACCUUGGCAGCAGGAUUGCAAUGAUGACUAUGACUGGCCUGAUUUGAUUUUGGAAAAAAAAAAUUGAAUGGAUUCCAAAACUCUCUCAUACACUAAAUCACCUGUGGUAACUAUACCUGUUACAUGCAGACCAGUUAUGCCAAUUUCAGAAAUAAAUUAGGUCAGAUAAUUCAGAUAAGUACAGUCUGAUACCAACUGCUGGUGUUCACCUUGCUGCUACCUCUGUUUUUCUAGUCUGUGUUUUCCAAGCCCUCUCUUCUCUGUGGGAGCCCCUGCUGCCUUCAAGGUCUCUUCGUAAGGAAGAAUAAGAAAUGACUAAUCGCUAGUGAGACACAGUAACAAAACAAUUUUCAUAGAGGAAGAUGCUUUAUUUUUCAAACUUCUAUACUGUAUGUCCAAAAUGUUAGUUUAUUGUGAACUAAGGAAAACAGCCUUGUUUUGAGUUUUGUUAAGAUGCAAAAUAAUAAUAAUAUAAAAUAAUAUAGUGGGGUUUCAAAGGUCUAUUAUAUUUUAUUGACAAGCAUUUAAUCCCUUUACUUAAAACAAACAAAACCCACAUUUAAAUUUUGCACUCAGCCCAUGAGGUGGGGCUGUUUGGCCAUUAACUAAUUUGAAAAGAAUCAUUACCAAAGUCAUUUAGGAGGCUCAAAAGUUUUCCUAAAGUGUAUUCAACAAACGGACAGCGCAAGAUUAUAACAUAAAAUGCGUCUAGAAAAAUACAAUUUACUGACCAUGAAUAUUAAAUUUCCCUGCUAGGCACUCUACACAUCUGAACAAAUUUUUUUAAUCAGGCUGAAAAACAAGCAAGGCCAGGCUGUCUUUGUAAGUGCCUAAGUGGGGACCUCAGGUAGGGUAUGGUUACCUACACUUGAGUGCCCCACACAGGCACUUGCAAAGACAGCCUGGCCAUGUGUUUGGGUCCUUUAUGCCAGACCAGGAAGUGCUACAAUGGUCCGCAAAGGCAGCACACUAUCGCAGCAUCGCCGGACUUCUCAGGUGUCUCUGCCGGGCGGCGGCACAGCGGAGCCAAUGGAGGAAUGACAAGGGGGCGGCAUGGCGGAUAGAGAGAAAAGGAAACCCAGCCCGCCGCCUGGCCGCAACAUCCAGGUGAACACCCCGGCCAGCUUCAGGUUGACCCAUGACAUCAGCCUGGAUGAGUUUGAAGAUGACGACCUGUCGGAGAUUACAGAGAUCACAGACGAGUGCGGGAUGAGUCUGAACUGUAAUGGCCCAGAUAUAAAGGGCCAUGUGAGACGAGGAACCAAUAGCAUGUCAGGGAGGGCAGAGCUCGGUGCCGUUGGCCAGCUUCAGGCAGAGAUGCUGCAUUUGGACCUCAUAGACGGUGCUGACGGUUACCGCGGUGACAAAGAGUCCUCGAAGGCAUCCGCCAUCGCACCCCCGCCAGCCACCAAGGACCCCGGAGCACCUGUUACCAUGGAUACCUACCGGCCCAAGAGACCAACGACCCUUAACCUCUUCCCAAUUGUGCCACGCACACAGGACACAUUAAACAACAACUCCUUUGGGAAGAAAUACAGCUGGCAGGAGAAGGUUUCAGGCUCGUCAUCGCCUCUUAAAACAGGUGAGCUCACCCCUCCACGUGAGCACAGCUGCCUGAGCGACGAGGACAAGGUGCAGGGUGGGGGAGCGCAGACCAAAGACCGCGGGACCUCCACCGACGCCCCCUGCAGACACAGCCACACCUCGGGACACUCGCACAGCUCGUCUACAGCGGCCGUGACACGCUCCAAGCUUCAGGAGAAGCCACCCGCUCCCCCACCACCACAGAACUACACACCAGCUCCUCUUUAUCCAGCAGGGAAGGCAGAUGGAGGUGGGCACCACCGGGAGAGGAUCCGCUACCACACGGAUGUUCAUCUAGAGCCCACAGAGGAGAUUUAUCUGACUCCUGUGCAGCGUUCUGCCGACCCCCUAGAGCCUCUCAACACGCAGGACCGGCCUUUCCUCUCACAGCAGACUGAACAGGGCCGCAUGUCCAUCAGCUCUGACACUGAAGGCCCACCUCCUUACCAGCCCCUCCCAGACCGGACAAACCCCUCCAUCUAUGAGGAGGACGAGGUCUACGUCCCCCCACCUUCAUAUGCUUCCUGCGUAGAGUCCCUCAUCACUCCACCCAGCAUGGCCCUCUCAGCUCGCUCCUCCCUUGCACUGGACCUCAGCCUAAAGGGGGCAGGGACUGGGGCCGGGGCUAUGCUGAGAGCCGGGUCAUCGGUGGAGUAUGUGGACGCCACAGACGAAAGCUACUGUGGAGAGGAUGAGGAUGUGGACAGGAUAAUAAUGGACGGAAGGAUGAGGAAGGGGGGAGGAAAGGGCAAUGAUGGCGGCGGUGGCGGCAGCAGCCGAGCCGCCCCGGUAAGGACUUCCAUGAGCUCAGAGGCCAGCGGCCUUUCAUAUGACUCGGUCAAAUACACGCUGGUGGUGGAUGAGCACGCUCAGCUUGAACUGGUCAGUCUCCGGCAGUGUUACCAAGGCUACAGCGAUGACAGUGACUCGGCCACCGUUUACGACAACUGCGUCUCCUCUCCGUACGAGUCGGCCAUCGGGGAGGAGUACGAGGAGGAAGAUGAGGAGGACGGGGCUCGGAUAGGAGGAGUGAGGAGAGAGGCAACAGCUUGUCUGUCUGAAGACUCCACUCCAGAGGCAGACCUGCACUUCUCCAAGAAGUUCCUCAACGUCUUCAUGAACGGACGCUCUCGCUCUUCCAGUGCAGAGUCCUUUGGCUUAUACUCGUGUGUCAUAAAUGGAGAGGAGAGGGACCAGAGCCACAGAGCUGUCUACAGGUUUGUCCCCCGACAUGACGAUGAGUUGGAGCUGGAGGUAGAUGAUCCGUUGCUGGUGGAGGUGCAGGCAGAGGAUUACUGGUAUGAGGGCUACAACAUGCGAACUGGUGCCCGUGGGAUCUUCCCCGCUUACUACGCCAUAGAAGUGACAAAGGACACAGAGAGCUACAAAGUGAAGAGCAAUGAAUGGAUGGACAGAUACCGGCUAAAGUUCCUGGGGUCAGUCCAAGUGCCCUACCACAAAGGAAAUGAUGUUCUGUGUGCAGCUAUGCAGAAGAUUGCCACCAACAGAAGGAUGACAGUCAAGUACAACCCGCCUUCCUCCUGCAUCCUGGAGAUCAGUGUGAAAGGCAUCAAGCUUGCAGUUCAAGAGGAUUAUUAUGCUUGUGAUAGAAGUAAUGAGUGCAGUCAUUUCUUCCAGUUGAAGAACGUCUCCUUCUGCGGCUAUCAUCCCAAAAACAGCAAGUAUUUUGGUUUCAUUACGAAACACCCAGCAGACCAGAGAUUUGCCUGCCAUGUGUUUGUGUCUGAAAACUCCACUAAACCUCUUGCAGAGUCAGUAGGGAAAGCCUUCCAGUUGUACUAUAAAGAGUUUGUGGAGUUCUCGUGCCCUACAGAGGACAUCUACCUGGAAUAGCACUGCCCUGCCUUCAACCACAGCGCUGUACAGUACACUGUAUCAUAACAUAAUGUUGCAUGAAGGACAGACAUAUCUAAAUUAAAAUAAAUAAAUGAAAACUAACACAUCUGACAAACAAACAGGAAAAGAAGGUUGAAGUAUUGGAUCAGCAGUGAAACCUUUGCGCAAUAAGAGGAGAUAAAAAUGUGCCAAAGGCAGUGUGCUUUGAUAAAAGUAAAUAUGCAAAAUGGAGUCAGUGAUCACAGGCUAUUCCACGGAAAGCACAAACAAUGUAUCACCACAGCCUUGGCAGCGCUAGUUAGCCUGUAGCAUUGUCUCAGCAGGUGCAACACGGAAAGACCACGAGCCACACUGGACUGCGCCACCAUGUACUUGUCAAAAGAAAAACAGCAGCUAAGAUUUGAAAAAAAAAUUAACAUGAUUAAUUUGCUAUGACUUCAGAUUUUUACAGUCUGAGCAUGAGGAACAUAUAUAUUAUUUACUAAAUUACAUCCUCACACUGAAAAUGCAUAAGUGAAAUAAAAAUCUAUGUAGGAAUAGUGAAUUCUAUCCUUAAAGCACACCUAAUACAAAGGUGAUUCACACUGUUAAAAAAAAAAAAAAAAUCCACCCUGUAACACUGUAAUACAACUAUCUACAGGUGAUGUUCUUUGCAUUUUGGGGUCUGUGACUAAACCUGAUAUCAAACCCAAACAUUGUGAUCAGUUGGAUGAGCAAGUUUGGGCAUCUAUGCAUGAUCUGCCUUAUGAGCUAUGUAUGCAGCAAGGUGGGGCUCAGUGCAGUGCAGAGGCACAAUGUUUGUGCUGCCAUUCACCAGUGUGAGCCAAGUAGUAAGUAACUGCUGAGAAAUUCAAAACAAAAUCAGUCUGGCAACAACCAGGUAUUUCAGUUUAAAACAAAGAUGAGUAAAAGCUUAAAAGUGAACCAACUGAUUACUGAUUAGGCUAAUUUAAGUAUUUACUGGUUUCUUCGUCCUCUAUAGUAUUAAACCAAGUAUACUUGUGUUUGGACUCUCACUUUGAAUGUAUCAACUUGGGCUUUCAGAAAUUUAGACUGGCAUUUUCUGAUUUAUGGAGCAAAUGAUUAAUUAAUAAUGAAAAUAAUCAUUUGUUACCACAUUAGACCCACUGAUUAAGAUGGGUUGCUCUAAAGUGAAGUCAAGGAGAUGACAAAACAUUCUACAUCCAAAGGAGCAGGCAGGAAGUACCACAGUUUCUAUGCCAGCGGACAGUAUGGGCAGACAAGUUGGGACAGACCAAAACAUUUCAACACUGAAUCACAAGAACUCUUGAAAUGCACUGAAGAUCAUUUGUCCAUGACAAAAAAAGAAAAAAAGCAUAGUGUGAGGUUGUAUGAGUCUGUACUUUUCCUUUCAAAAUUUAUAACAGCUUCUAUUGGUACUGUAGUCCUAAGAUACAACCACCCAACAUUUUCCCAGUAAAGCCUUAUCCCUAAUUCCUAGUCUAAUGCUGACACACUGCGCUUCUUUACUGUGUGUUCUAACAUGGUAAGAAAUCAGUGACAAAGAAGUUUAACACCAGUUAAAAAUAAAUAAAUAAAAAUCUGGGUUAGGCUCUACAGUGGUAAAAGAUGUGGACUGACAUACAGAUUAUGUGGUAUCAUGUGGUGUUCUAGAAACUUGCUCCUGAUAGUUUUGACAUCAGAAAUAUUAAAUGCUCUCUGUGCGGCAGUGAUAAGAUAAUAAGGUUGAUCUUCAGAACAGUAUGUACAGGUGCUGGCAAGGGAGCAAAAGCAAAACUCUGGUGUUUUCAGAUCUUCACUAGUAGUGCCUCUUUCUCAUUAGAUCAUUGUGACCUUCCUCACUGAACGUUAUCACAACAUUUUAAGGGAUUGCCAUUGAGUGUGACUGCCACUGAAUUUAAGUUUUUGAAUGCAGACUGAGAUGUAGAAGUAUGUUUGGUGUAUGCUGCACUUUUUUCACUGCGCUAAACAUACUGUACUGUACCUAUGCUGCUGAAUUCCAGUUUUUCCUGCCGUAUUUGUUUCAGAACAUGCCAGGUACAGUGAAAUGGUGCUAAUACAGAGCCUUUAUGUCUGUUACCCAGAUAAGACGUUACACAGACAAGACCAAAAGAGUCAGCCCAAGCCAAGUAAACUAAUCAACAAGAUGUAAGUAUAUAGAAGGUCCAAAUGCACGUGUCAAAAAAUAUAUAUCUUAAUUCCAUUCUGUUGAUACAGCUAUGUAGCUAAUACUCUUAAAACACACGUGAUACUCACAGGUAACAGUAACUGCUGGCUAACAGUUACCAAAUCAGCCUUGCUAAUUACACAGGAGCAGAGCUGUAGAAGACUUGAACUUAAUAACCACAGGUUCGUCGUUUCAUUGAUUAGUCAAUUGACAGAAAAAUAAUCAGUAAUAAUCGUUUAAGCAAUCUUUCAAGAAAAUCAGCCAGUAGACUUGAGAUUUGAUUUUGAACUUGAUGAAUUUUGAGGAGGCUACACUUUCUAUGGCACAUCACUGCCUCCUCUAUAAUACUCCUUUUUUUCUGAGGAUGUUUAGGAUCUCUGUUAUUAAAAUGGACUUGAUGUGACCACUGGUCCACACUGGUUGCACCAAAUUCACCAAUACUGCCAAUACUCCUCAUAUUAAAACUUUUCAGUCGUUUACAGACGUGUUCUGAACGAGGACCCACAUGUUCAUAACAGAAAACCAAAGGAAUUCCAUAUCAUUUUAAAUCAACACAGGUACAGCACAGUUGUUUUGCAGUGAAAGACAAACUGAAAGUGGGCUUCCUACAUCAUUUAUCAUCAUUUAUUUAACACUGCUUUGUAACAGAUGAAUUUAUGUGAUCUGUAUUUGACAGGAGAUAAAAUGUCUGUGAAAGAAAGAUUAACUGAUGAAGGAUGUGAAAAUGACCAAUUCCAGCCAUCUCACCAGUCCCCACUAUUUGUCCCUUUCACAAAAACUAUAUAUAUAUGUGUAUAUAUAUAUAUGUGUAUAUAUAUACAUAUAUAUAUAUAUACACACAUAUAUAUAGCAACAAAAGUUGUCUGCUGUUGCUAAUCCAAUCAAAGCCAUUGUAUUUGCAUUAAGAUACCAACACUGAUUUUUAUAUAAGUUCCCAUCUCAUCAGGUGGACAAGAGAAAAUGUACUGUAGUGGGGGCUAUACAAAGGGUGUAAAGACAUGCCAUAUAUAAAUAAAUAAUUUAAUAUCUGUAAUUAUAAAUAUUACAUUGUAUUGAUUCAACAUGUAGUUUGUGAAAUUUCUCUUUAUUUUGGAAUUUUUUUAGGUGUGAAUUAUUCUUUAUUUAAAAAUUUUAAUGCAGA
Messenger RNA from Lates calcarifer (barramundi perch), 6853 nucleotides. Its product is annotated as mitogen-activated protein kinase 8 interacting protein 1b. Gene Ontology annotation, biological process: regulation of JNK cascade. The transcript is spliced from 13 exons. The record is from RefSeq and is a predicted model, not a curated record. Bases 1176 to 3560 code for a protein of 794 amino acids. Gene Ontology annotation, molecular function: protein binding. NCBI's taxonomy places the organism in Eukaryota, Metazoa, Chordata, Actinopteri, Centropomidae. Gene Ontology annotation, cellular component: cytoplasm.